Messenger RNA from Dama dama (fallow deer), 1825 nucleotides. RefSeq names its product eukaryotic translation initiation factor 3 subunit J (gene EIF3J). Gene Ontology annotation, cellular component: cytoplasm; eukaryotic translation initiation factor 3 complex. NCBI's taxonomy places the organism in Eukaryota, Metazoa, Chordata, Mammalia, Artiodactyla, Cervidae. The record is from RefSeq and is a predicted model, not a curated record. The coding region runs from base 97 to 885 and encodes 262 amino acids. The transcript has 8 exons. Gene Ontology annotation, molecular function: translation initiation factor activity.
UUCCCCGCGCGGGCGACGAGCGGGGAUCCGGUGACUCACCUCCGCCGCGCAAACUCUCCCCCGUCUUCCCUCACACACGCUCACGCCCGGCUCGAUAUGGCGGCGGCGGCGGCGGCGGCGGCGGCGGCGGCUGGGGACUCCGACUCCUGGGACGCGGACACGUUCUCAGUGGAAGACCCGGUGCGGAAGGUGGGGGGCGGCGGCACGGCCGGCGGGGACCGCUGGGAGGGCGAGGACGAGGACGAGGACGUCAAGGAUAACUGGGAUGAUGAUGAUGAUGAAAAAAAAGAAGAAGCAGAAGUAAAACCAGAAGUAAAAAUUUCAGAAAAGAAAAAAAUAGCAGAGAAAAUAAAAGAGAAAGAACGGCAGCAGAAGAAAAGGCAAGAAGAAAUUAAAAAGAGAUUAGAAGAACCUGAAGAACCUAAAAUGCUAACACCAGAAGAACAAUUAGCAGAUAAACUGCGGCUUAAGAAAUUACAGGAAGAGUCUGACCUCGAAUUAGCAAAAGAAACUUUUGGUGUUAAUAAUACAGUUUAUGGAAUAGAUGCUAUGAACCCAUCCUCGAGAGAUGACUUCACAGAGUUCGGAAAGUUACUAAAAGAUAAAAUUACACAAUAUGAAAAGUCACUAUAUUAUGCCAAUUUUUUGGAAGCCUUAGUUCGAGAUGUUUGUAUUUCAUUGGAAAUUGAUGACUUGAAAAAGAUUACCAAUUCAUUGACUGUACUCUGCAGUGAGAAACAGAAGCAAGAAAAGCAAAGCAAAGCCAAAAAGAAGAAGAAAGGUGUGGUUCCUGGAGGGGGAUUAAAGGCCACCAUGAAAGAUGAUCUGGCAGAUUAUGGUGGUUAUGAUGGCGGAUACGUACAAGACUAUGAAGAUUUCAUGUGACGUUUUAUCUUCUCCUGGUGUCUUCUUUCUGUUGCCCACAGUCCCUUCAACAUGUAGCACAACUUCCUUUCCUUUCAGUUCUGCCAAAUGCUACAAUCAGAAGUGCAGUAUCUUUUGUGCUGGUUAUUUAAUCCCUUGACACUUAGGUGCUAAUGUGCAAAUGAGGGAACUUGGAUCUUGUUGCCAAGGGGUUAAAAUUGGGAACCUCUGUUGCUACUAAAUCAUAGUUUUAAAAAACAAACCUAAUGAUGUUGUCAUUGUUGCUAUCUGAUUCCAUAGCAGCAGUCACUGAAUUGGAAACAAAGGUUGCAACAUGACAAAAAAAUUGUGUAGUAUUUACCAGCACCAUUCAGUAAGACAGCCUUAACCAUACCGCCUUGAACUACUUCAUAACUUGUCAAGAAAAGCGGUCUGCUGCAAGGGCAUGUGGUGUGCACCUAGUAUUAAAAUUGCUUUGUCUUAAAAUUGAGCGUGAGGAUAUUAAAAAUACAUUGUGAAGAAGACUGAUAAUCUCAGAGUGAAGAUACAGCGGCUGCAAAGCACUAGUUUGAUAAUUAAAUGACCAAAACCCUCCAACUUUGAAGCUGAAGAAGGUAAACCUCUCCAUUAUUGCAUUACACGUUGUGGAAUCUCUUGACUGCAUAGACUGUCUAGUUUCUAUUUAUCAGACUGUUGUACUGACGGAGUGCUUCAGAUUGGGGAGGGAAAGUCCUCACCUGUUUCAUUUGUAAUUGUCUGAGAAACAGAUCUUACUUUGUUCUCCAGGGCUGCAGUGGAACAACUUUAACAGGGUUUUGGCAUUUCCUUUCCUUUAUAAAACAUACUCAGCAAACUGCACCAGUUAACUACAGUUUGGUAAAUUGUUAUGUUAACAAUGAUGACAUCUGCAGUGUUUUAUAAAGCAACUAAUUUAAUAAAGUCACUAUUGUGAGGACUUAAA